This is a messenger RNA of Lactuca virosa, 864 nucleotides long. NCBI's taxonomy places the organism in Eukaryota, Viridiplantae, Streptophyta, Magnoliopsida, Asterales, Asteraceae. The record is from the annotation of a GenBank genome assembly.
AUGGAAAUGGAAAUUCAUUUGUUGGCGUGUGUAGUGGAAAAUGGUAUCGAAUCAGAAUUGAAGUCUCUGUUGGACCUUGCACUGCGUUCAACAGCAGCUGCAGCAGAUCCUUUGAAUGAAGAUGUCACAUGUUUUGUGGACAUAGGUUCUUUGUUAAAGACACCGAGCAUUCUGAAAGAUCUUCAAACAAGUGGUGGUGGUGGUGGUGAGACAGUUUCAGAGGCUGAUGUUGUAGAAGAGCCCUUGAUCACUGGUAUGGAAACCUUUUCUGUUAAUUACAAGGUUCAAUGGCCAUUAUCUCUUGUGAUAUCAAAAAAAGCUCUGACAAAAUAUCAAUUAAUUUUUCGAUUUCUGUUUCAUUGCAAACAUGUUCACAGGCAGCUUUGUGCAGCUUGGCAACUACAUCAAGGUGCACGUGUACGUGAUAUGCAUGGAACUGCAUCUCUACAUCAUCAAUACUAUGUUCUUGAACCAAAUUGGCAUGUUAUGCAUAAUAAACUUGAAAAUGCAAAGAGCAUAAAUGAGAAAUUUGAGAAACUGAAACUUGUAUGCCUUCAAUAUGCUUCUGCAACUCAGUGGCUAAUGAGCUCCAUUGAAGCUCCCGAUUCAAACAGUUCCUUUGAUGAUUUGCAUUCGUCUUCCUUGGAAAAUGUAAAGGUUUUGAAGCUAAGAAAGUCUUCCAAAAAACCAAAUUCACCCACAGACGAGUCUACAGUCAUCGAAUGUGUCCUGAAAUUUGAGAGGGAGUUUAGUAGUGAGCUGGAGAGUUUAAGGCCAAUAUUGAGCAGCAGGGCACAAGCUGAACCGUAUUUGACUCAUCUUGCACAGUUGAUUCUUGGUGUUGGUAUGGAUCACCAGAUGUAG